This is a messenger RNA of Prunus armeniaca (apricot), 849 nucleotides long. The record is from the annotation of a GenBank genome assembly. NCBI's taxonomy places the organism in Eukaryota, Viridiplantae, Streptophyta, Magnoliopsida, Rosales, Rosaceae.
AUGGCUUUUGCAGGACUAGAGGCAAGCGAGGACUUGUGCGGGAGAAAACUUCAACAAUAUGGAUGGAAAGAGUCUUCUGAUUCCAGCAUGUGGGUCUCUGGGGACAUUGCUGAUGGUCAUAUACGUCGGCGCAGGUCUUAUUCUCCAAGGAGUAUGAGGGAAGGUUCGGGGGGUAGCAAAGCUGACUGUAGUGAUUGGCAGGUAAGACGAGGGGCUGAGCAGGGGGGAUAUGCUGAGAAUACGGUGCCAUCCUCCUUCAAGUCCAAAUCCGGGGAUUCUACUCUAGCUAGGAGAAUUCGUGUAGUAAGGGAGGCAGAAGAACAGAGUAGGCAGAUACGAGAGGUGGCAUGGGAGGCUGGAAUUUUGGGGCCACAUGGUAUCAUUGAGGCAUCACCCACGAACUCUGAUGAGCCUCAUCUACCUCAUGGUGGUGCAGUUCAAACUUCUGUCGAAAGUGGGAUCGUUAUUGAUUUGAAUGCAAUCACCGUGAUAGAGGAAGGGACCACAAUGCAAAGAACAAUCCAGGAGCCCUUAGGCAACCAGGCUACUGUAGAAGGGAAUUUGGGUUUUCAAUCUAAGGCGCUGACAUACGGGUCUGAUCCUUUUAAUCUGGGCCCACUUAUAUUUGGGCAACCUGAUAAUUCUAAGACAGGUGGUGUAGGCUUUCGGAGCAAGAGGGGAAGAGAAGAAGAGAAGAACGGUAGAAUGGAUAAACGGGGGUGUGCUGGUAAUCGAUUGGCGUCAGAUUGUUGUGGGACAUGUAGUAUGGGGUCUAGAAAGAUGAUAACUUUUAACGAUACUCUAAUUCAAGAAGCAAAGACCGACCUCAGGUCUCCACGAGCGUCAUGA